Naegleria lovaniensis is the source of this 1044-nucleotide messenger RNA. RefSeq lists its product as uncharacterized. The record is from RefSeq and is a predicted model, not a curated record. The transcript is spliced from 3 exons. Gene Ontology annotation, molecular function: transmembrane transporter activity. Gene Ontology annotation, biological process: transport. Bases 1 to 1044 code for a protein of 347 amino acids. Lineage: Eukaryota; Heterolobosea; Eutetramitea; Acrasida; Naegleriidae.
AUGGAAUCAUCACCACAGGAAAUUACUACAUCAUCACAAGUAGUGGUAUCAUCGGAAUCAGUAUCUUUUGGACAAUUGAUGAAGAAUUUUGGAAAGGAAUGUGUAGCAGGAAGUAUUGGUGGAAUCUCGGGAAUAUUUGUUGGACAUCCAUUAGAUACCAUCCGUGUAAGGCUUCAAACACAAACUUCCUCAAAAUUCGGUGCCAUUCACUUUUUGAAAGAAGCAGUAGCAAAAGAAGGAGCUCGUUCUCUUUUCAAGGGAUUACUUUCUCCUCUGAUUGGAGAAGCGAUCAACAAUUGUAUCUUGUUUGGAGUCUAUAACGGAUUGCUUCCGAAUGUACUCUCUACAUUUCUUGGAAAUUUAAGUGAGGAAGAACAGACCAUGAUUCGUAGAACCUCAAUUCCAAUUCAGUUUGCAAGUGGUUCAUUGGCUGGUUUUUGUAUUGCUUUUGUGGUUUGUCCAACAGAGCUUAUUAAGAUUAGACUUCAAACCUCAACGGAUCAUAUCACCACACGAGCCACCUCUGGCACUUUGGGUCGAAGAGGAUUUAUGGAUUGUGCUAAAUUUAUUUGGAAAUAUGAAGGAGGUUUAAGAGGAAUUUAUCAUGGUUAUUCGUCUACUCUGAUUCGAGAGUUGAGUUUUAAUGGAGUUUAUUUUGCAACCUAUGAACAAUGUAAAACACGAUUUUCGAGAUAUUUAGCCUCCAAGCAGAUGGAAGGAGCUGACGAAGAGCAGAUUAAGAAGAAGAUUGAAGAAUUGCGUUCUGAUUGGAGAGUGAUUUUAACGAGUGGUGGCUUGGCAGGUCUAAGUGCUUGGGGACUAUGCUACCAAACCGAUGUUGUGAAAAGUCUCAUUCAAUCAAGAUCUCCAGUAGCAGCUGCCAGAGGAGAAUACAGUGUGAAGGUGAUUGACGUUUUUAAUGAGUGUAGAAAGUCUAAAUCCUUAUUUAAGGGAUUAGCACCUACAUUGGUACGUGCAGUACCAGUGAAUGCUGUGACUUUUUUGAUGGUCGAAGCAAUUUCAAGAUAUUUGAAUGAUAUUUAA